AUCAAUCAUUCCAUCUCUCUUUCAUCAACCAAACCACCAUUCCAUCAAAUUCAAAUGCGCCGCCAUCAAUUUCCAUCAUGAGUCCUAGCGUAUUAAACGGCGAGGCCGCCGUAGGUCCAGAAGGACCUCGGCAAAAAAGUCGAGCUACCGCCGACACGAUCCGCGUAGGAUGUAUCGCCAUGGUCGAAAAAGACGGGCAAGCUCGUCGCGCCGAGAUUCUUAGCAUCCGUGACAUAAAAAGUGGUCGCCAAUUCUACUGCAACUUCGACAACUUCAACAAGCGACUCGACGAGUGGGUACCGGUCAAGCGCAUAGAUUUCGAUCAAGAUGUUGAAUGGCCGAAUCCCGAGAAAGACAAGCCUAAGGAAGGAAAGGGCAAGAAUUCUACGGCGCCGAAGAGGAAGGUUGUUGGGAACAAGGCGCAGAAGCGUCCGGGGAAGAGAGAACAAUCGGUUGUCUCCGAGGCCGUUACACCUCAUCCGUGGACCGAAUUCACCGAUAGCCAACCGCAAUCGAAAGCGCCGUCCACACCACGAGAUAUCGAACCGACUAAUGGAAAGACACCUGCCGCAAAUGGCGAUGAGAUGGAUAUAUAUGAUGAUGAACCAGCACCUGCCGUUAAGAAAGAGGAUGGAUUCAGCAGAGAAGCAGAGAUUGAGAAGCUACGGACGGGUGGCUCCAUGACACAGAAUCCUACCGAACUCGCUCGAAUACGAAAUAUAUCUAGGGUGCAAUUCGGGCAAUGGGAUCUGUUUCCAUGGUACUUCUCGCCGUAUCCAGAGGCGUUCACCCAAGAAGAUGCCAUAUUCAUCUGCGAAUUCUGUCUGAGCUACUACGGCGAUAUGAAGUCCUUCUCGCGACAUCGACAUAAGUGUACUCUUCAACACCCACCUGGAAACGAGAUAUACCGCGACGACUACGUAUCAUUCUUCGAGAUCGACGGCCGACGACAACGAACAUGGUGUCGAAAUCUGUGUCUUCUAUCCAAAAUGUUCCUCGACCACAAGACCCUCUACUACGACGUAGACCCCUUCUUAUUCUACGUCAUGACACAGAAGAGCGAGAAAGGGCACCACCUAGUAGGCUACUUCUCGAAGGAGAAAGAAAGCGCCGACGGCUACAACGUAGCCUGUAUCCUAACCCUACCGCAAUACCAACGCAAGGGUUUCGGUCGAUUACUAAUCCAAUUUUCUUACGAGCUCUCCAAAAUCGAAGGCAAGUUAGGCUCACCCGAGAAGCCGUUAUCCGACUUGGGUCUGCUCAGUUACCGGCAGUAUUGGUCAGAAAACAUCCUCGAAUUGCUCCUCGAGUGCAACGAGAGAGAUGAGAAGUCGAGCAUUGAACAGAUCUCUACUUCGCUGGCCAUGACUACGCAGGACGUCGAGCAUACCCUCCAGGCUUUGAAGAUGCAGGUUUAUCACAAGGGCGAGCAUAAGUUGGUGGUGCCGGAGGCGCUGAUUAAGCAGCGUGAGAAGGCUAAGUUGAAGCAGAAGCGGUAUAUCUCGCCCGAACGCAUUCAGUGGAAACCUCCUGUCUUUACGGCUUCGUCGAGGACUUGGGGUUGGUAGGGAAGCUGAUCAAUUCGACUAUUGCUAUGGCGUUGAAAAGGGAGCGGGAGCGUUGUUAGUUAUUAGAUACCAAAUAUCAAGCAUAGAUUAUUUGCUUAA
Messenger RNA from Hypoxylon trugodes, 1667 nucleotides. Its product is annotated as histone acetyltransferase. Bases 78 to 1568 code for a protein of 496 amino acids. The transcript has a single exon. Gene Ontology annotation, molecular function: histone acetyltransferase activity. The record is from RefSeq and is a predicted model, not a curated record. NCBI's taxonomy places the organism in Eukaryota, Fungi, Ascomycota, Sordariomycetes, Xylariales, Hypoxylaceae. Gene Ontology annotation, biological process: regulation of DNA-templated transcription.